This is a messenger RNA of Cryptococcus deneoformans JEC21, 1518 nucleotides long. RefSeq lists its product as hypothetical. The record is from RefSeq and is a predicted model, not a curated record. Gene Ontology annotation, biological process: nucleocytoplasmic transport. Bases 49 to 1482 code for a protein of 477 amino acids. Gene Ontology annotation, cellular component: nuclear pore. The transcript has 7 exons. NCBI's taxonomy places the organism in Eukaryota, Fungi, Basidiomycota, Tremellomycetes, Tremellales, Cryptococcaceae. Gene Ontology annotation, molecular function: structural constituent of nuclear pore.
CAUCUAUAAUCCACACCUUGUCCCUAUACACCUAGUAAUCAUUCCAACAUGUCGUUCGGAGGAUUCAAGUUUGGAAACUCGUCAACAACCGCCCCGGCAACCGGCAGUGCCCCAACAACUUCAAGCCCAUUUUCGUUUGGUAACACAAGCACAUCGAACGCGCAACCAGCUGCUGGUGCGAGCAACACUGGGGGUGGGAUGUUUGGUGGAUUUGGGCAGAAUCAGCAGCAGCAACCGCAGCAGCCUGCCGGAGGUGGAUCAUCCUUGUUCGGGAGCUUUGGCGCUAAGCCUGCAGCUCCUGCCGCAGGAACGACUGGGACCGGAGGAGGACUAUUUGGAGGUGCCAGCGGUCAGCAGCAACAACCACCUUCUGGUGGUGGUGGACUUUUUGGGUCAACUACUCAACCUCAACAGCAGGCUCAGCAAUCUGGCAGUGGGUUGUUUGGAUCGACAACUCAACCUCAACAGCAGCAACAACAAACGGGUGGUCUCUUCGGGUCUACGAUGCAGCCUGCCCAACAAUCUAGUGGAUUGUUCGGCUCUACAGUUCAGAAGCCAGCUGGUAGCGGUCUGUUUGGAUCAACCACUCAGCCCACUCAGCAAUCUACGGGCAUCGGUCUGUUUGGGUCUACAGCUCAAACCGCCCAACAGCCAGCCAGUACCGGUCUCUUUGGAUCCACAACUCAACAGCAGCAGCCCUCUACCUCUUUGUUCGGCCAGUCGACAGCCCAACUAGGUGGUUCCAGUCUUUUUGGACAGACUACUCAGCCUCCACAGAAUCAGCAACAAGAACUGAAGACUUCUGCCAAUCCCGGUGCUAACACAGGCGCCGACAAAACUACCAAGUUCUCGGACCUUCCAGAAGCGGCCCAAAAGUAUAUUGAGCAGCUUGAUACCGCGAUAAAAAACCAAAAGUCCAUCGCAUCCACCUUGCAGACGGAACCCCUCGGACGAGCUAUCUGGCAAACAAGUCUUGAUGUCAAGUCAGCCACAGAAGAAUACAGCUCCAUCUCGCACACUUUAAAAUCCCUAAAGAACAGCAUAUCUCAACUCCGCGAUAAAAUGAUUGACCAAUCAAGGGAUGUUGAGCGAAUCAAGGAGAUCUGGGACAUAUAUACAUCAGGUGAAGGCAGAAUGGGACAAAUCAGGCUAGGAGCUUACAAGGAAUUCCCUCACGAAUUCUUCUCCAAGGUUGCUAAUUCGAUGGAAGAAAGAGUGACGAGAUACAAAAAGACUAUCACACAAUUGAACCGUGUGGUUGCGUCCCUUUCUUCUGACUCUCAAACAUCUUCACCGCAAGUCAUCGCACAGACCAUCAACAAUCAUCAGCAAGCUAUUCUUGCUCUCGCUGCUCAGUUGGAUCAGUUGCAAGUGAGAAUGAAUGGAUUGAAAGCGGAGUUCACUGCGGACUGGAGAGAUAAAACGGGAUCAGUGAGGGAUCCGUUCGAGAUGGCUAGAGAAGAGAGGAACGUCAAGGUGUAAAUUGGAGAUAGUAAUGAUUUAGCAUGCAUUAUGAUC